AUGGAGAAAGCCUACCGCGUCCGGUCCACGGGCGUGCUGCUCACGUACUUCGGCGUGCAGGGGUCAGGGAAGACGGAAUGGGCCCAGAGUUUGUUCCAGAAUCCGCUGGUGGUGAAGGUGGGCAAGCUCGAGCACUUUCCAGAGUCGAUGAGGGCCUUCGACAAGGAGAAGCACGACGGGCUGGUCCUCGACGACUUGAGGGACUCUCAGUUUUUGGUGGAUCACCAGGACAAGCUCCAGGGCAAGUACAACUCACUAGUGGAGUUUGCCUCCGCUCCGGGCGGCGACUUGGCCUACUGGACGGACCUGUUCGCAGCUCAAGCUUUCCUCCCGCGGGCCGCUGCGCUCGCGGAACACGCGCCCCAGAUGCCAGUCGCCAGCGAGAUGCGGCACCCGAAGGGUUUCAGCUUCCAGCAGGAGCGCAGGAUCGCGCUCCUCCGCGACGCCACCCAAGGCGACGGCAGCCAGAUGGAGUGGUCGGAGAUUGCGAAGAAAGUGAGAAACCUCCUGGGCCACAGGCCCCGACCGCGACGCGUGGCCAACGCGCGCCGCCGGGCCACGGCGCGUCGCGGACCCUUGAAGUACGACUACAAGAAGUGCGGGAAGAAGCCGGACAAGGUGACAAAGGAGGUGGAGCGGUUCUUGGUGAAAAAGUUGAAGGCGUUGCGUUGCCGUGCCGCUUGCACGUCGACCGUUUUGCAAUUGCUGCUGGCGCCCGAGAUGAACGUGAAGGUCACGGUGCGCUACGCGCGCAAGGUCUUCGAGAAGGAGGGCUACCGCUGGCUGCCGAAGAGGCAGCAGCGAUUGUACUCGAAGGAGCAGAAGGACGCUCGCCUGGCGCUUGCGAAGAAGACCCUCAGGGUGACUUCGGCGGAGCUGAACGCAGCCAUGGCAUACGCAAUGGGUGGCGUCGUCCUCGCGAUGCCCCCGAAGGACGAGACCGAGCGGACGAACUUUUGCAGGCGCGGCGAAGAGUUCAUGUGGCGGAAGAACACAGAGGCAUUCAGCCCGAAGCUCUCUGGCGACGACGAGUACGGCAACCAGGUCCCGCUUGCUCGGGCGGUGCCGAUGUGGGCUGGCUGCGCUGCGGGCGGGCUCUCCAUCGUCGCUAUCCACCCCUUCAAGAAGCUGUGCGGCGAGGACUGGGCGAUGAUCGUGAGCCGGGGUGACCUUGUGAGGGCCGUGAAG
Prorocentrum cordatum is the source of this 1188-nucleotide messenger RNA. The record is from the annotation of a GenBank genome assembly. Lineage: Eukaryota; Dinophyceae; Prorocentrales; Prorocentraceae.